AUGGUCAUGGAGGCGAAGCUACCUAAUUUGCCAAAGAAGGCUGGUGGUCGGUAUGAUUAUGAUGCCCAAUUCAACGACUGUGAUGUUCGUAACGGUAUCGUGACAUGCGCGGCGCUCUCCCUUGAUGGUCACCAUGUAGCUCUUGGUUUUGGUAGCGGUGUCAUCGAGCUUGCCGAUAUCGACCAUCAGUGCACAAUUUCCCGAUUCGAGCUUGAUCCACCCAACCAUCCAAUCUGGAUCGAAUUUGUCCAUGGCAGCCACCAAGUUGCCGCCGAGGACAAUAAGGGGAAUGUCACCAUCCUUGGCCACGAUAUGGCACCCGUUAAUAUCGGUACUCUUCCCAACAAUCCUCUUCCUGCUGUAACUCGAGUAUCAGAUAAUGGGUUAUUUAUCAUACGGGUUCCACGGAACACUGAUAGCUCUUGGUACGACAGCAUGACUCUCAUAUCAAUGUCGGGUGACCCGCACAUGCAGCACCUUGCACCCCCUACUUCCAAUAGUUUCACUCCAACAUCCAAUCCUCCUAUCUUAGCCUCCGGGUCUUCUCUUUUGUCCUCUGCAUCCAUCAAAUCUGACCCAGAUGGCCCAGAUGACCCAGAUGACCUUGUGCUCGCUACUCCUCACCGUCGCACGCUUGGGUUUUCUCCAGGAGCACAUUAUAUCGGCGCUUUCGAUGGCCUCAGCGCUUUCACCUGGUCGACGGGUUCGGGUGAGCUCAUUGCGAGUUAUUGUGUGACAGAUAUCAAGUUUUGGAUCAUGAAUCCUGCUGUUCCCCUCGCCCGCUCUUAUCGCAUCCCUGAUCCUGUAUUCACUCAGCCUACCCUUUCCUUGACAGAAGGUGAAGUAGCAGAUAUACAUCAUUCCAAAACACACGCAGGGCAUAACUUGGACGAAUCCUGGAUCAAGUGCCCAUUUUAUGUUCUCUUGCAAAAGGAGGACGAGCGGCAGGACUGGCGGCAGAGAUUUGGCAUCCAUUCGUCUGCUGCAGGCAGAACCCCACUGUUCGGAACUACUCUGCACCCCACUGGCCUACCACUGUACUUCGAUGGCAAAUUUGAAUUCCUUAUUCCCAAGGAAUAUUACCCAGUUUUCUUUUCUGGUGCCGAACGUCUAGGCGCUUCGUAUGGUGAUAAAGUGCCAUCUGAUCCUACCCGUCUGUACAGCCCUCGGUCCAGCAAAGAUGGGACUCGAAUUCUCUUGCAAGGCCGACAGACAGCUCCAAUUGUUGUUGAUCUUAGUCAAGUCCUUUAGGAUGUUUGUGGUCAAUUGCAAUAUCUUCUUAUUUACCUUCCGCGUUCUAUCCACUAUCAGAGGGGGAAUGGCGAAGUUUCGCUAGGCCGCCCUUCCAUCUUUCUGGACUUCCCUCAGACGAGGUUCCCUUUCCCUAUGGUGCAGUGUGUAUAUAUACGGGCUCGGAGACUUCAACGGAUCUAUGACCAUUCCUUCCUUGCACUGUCGUUUAGUCCCGGGUCGGACAACAUGAAUGCUCGCCAGCGUUUAUGACCACAGACUUUUUGCUUUUGCGCUUUUCAUAGUUCCUUGAUUCGCUUUUCACUCCGCAUCAGAAGAAUGAAGGUAUAUAUCUAUCUGUUCAUUUGAGCCAACCUGCACCGCUAAAAGGCUUGGCCGAAACGGAUCACUUUGAACGUAUUAAAAAAAUCGGCAUUUCUUUUGCCAAUUUCCACCGUUUCACCCGGUGUUCAUCCAUAAUGUGACAAAGAACCA
Cantharellus anzutake is the source of this 1725-nucleotide messenger RNA. RefSeq lists its product as uncharacterized. The record is from RefSeq and is a predicted model, not a curated record. Gene Ontology annotation, molecular function: protein binding. Bases 1 to 1251 code for a protein of 416 amino acids. The transcript has a single exon. Lineage: Eukaryota; Fungi; Basidiomycota; Agaricomycetes; Cantharellales; Hydnaceae.